This is a messenger RNA of Diversispora eburnea, 1152 nucleotides long. NCBI's taxonomy places the organism in Eukaryota, Fungi, Glomeromycota, Glomeromycetes, Diversisporales, Diversisporaceae. The record is from the annotation of a GenBank genome assembly.
AUGGCGGCGACGAAUAAUUCCUCUGAUUCAUUAACGUCAACUAAUACUCCCCACGAUUUUCUAAUUACUUCUAAACUAACAAUUCCUUCUCUACCUCUAGCUGAAAAUUCUGAUUUACAUUCCUUUUAUCAGAAAACGUUUAAAGAACUCGCUAGUUUUCUUAUAUUAAAUACCAGACUUCAUGUUCCUCAAAACCGAAUUUUCACUUUCGUUGAAUUAGAAUUUUAUUUGAAAGAUGAGAAAAAUGAUCAUUGUGAUUCAUAUACUCAUGGUCACGAACAACAAUUGACCCUUGGUGAAUGGUAUUUUCAUCACGUUGGUAAGGUUGGAUAUCGGGGUGGUUCCAGAAAAGGUGUCGAUCUUACUUUUGGAUCUCGUGAGAGAAAUAUAUAUGGUGGUAUUUUGGUAAGAUCUAUCAAAGAUUAUUGGAGUAAUCAGAUAGUUGAAGGUCCAUGUUUAGUCGUAGAAACAAUUUUGGAUAGUUGCGGAUAUAGACAAAAUGGUGGAAUUAAAGAAAUGGUUGAAGUUUGCUGGGAAAAUAAACUUGGAUUUAUAAAAGAUUUACCUAAUUUCAAUGGAAAAGUAUUUCUAACUAUGGAUGAUGAAAAUACAAAAGUCGAGCCACCAGAGCCAGCCAAUACUAGGAGAUGGUAUAAAAGAAGAAAGGUUGAUGAUGUUGAGGUCCCCUUAUCAUAUUAUAAACGAAAAAAAUUGAAAUUACAAGAAGAAGAAAAAAAGGUACAAAAAGAAUUAACUUGGAAUCGAUCUUCUUUCAAUUUAAAAUCAACAUAUGUUGUAUAUGAAUCACCAAGAGUUGGUUUAACACUUUCCAACGCAUUUCCAACUCAUGAAGCUCGAUUAAACUAUAUAUUAAAAUCUUACAGAUUUUUUAUUCUUCCUCAUCUUUUAAGAAAAGGUAAAGCACAAGCGAUUUUAGGAUUACAUGAUCAAUUUAAUGAUAUUGGUAAAGUAGCAGAAAUUUUAAAGGUUAAUCAACAGAUAGUAAUUAAUCAUAUUCAGGAAUUAAGUUGGGGUUUGAAUUUUGCAGGUGAUAUUAAAUCUUUCUUUGGAAAAAAAGAGAAAUCACAAAAUGGGUUGGAAUAUUGUCGAAUGGCUGGGGCGAUUAGAAAGUGGGCAAUGGAAAAUAAAUGA